GCCCCACCUCAGCUGACUCCUUUCAAUGGGACAUAUUUGUGUAUUCAAUGACUGUGCAAAAUUUGUCUGACAAGUCUAACUUCUUUCAGAGUAAUCCAUAACUAUGUUAUUGGAAGUUAAAUUAUGGCCAGCCUGAGGCACGCUUCUGACAGCUGCUUUGUUUACCUCCCGGCACUCACACAGUUAACCGAGAUUGACAAGCCAGGGAUAGUUGCGCUGCGCAUGCGCACCUAAAACUGACAGAGGAAACAGCCGGGGAGUAGUCAAACUGUCCACGACCCGAGAGAAAGGAGAGGAAAAAGACGAAGGAACAAAUAACUCGGCUUCAGCGGAGGUUUUCCCCUUCACAGGACAGCUAUGCUCGUCUGGUCGCCAUCGCUUCCUCACAGGUGUCCGCUUCCCGGUCGCUGAAUGGCGCUGGUUACCGUGCAGCGUUCACCGACCCCCAGCACCAGCUCCAGCCCCUGCGUUUCGGAGUCCGGUAGCGGGGAGGAUGAUCGCCGCUCUCAGCCGAGGAGCAUCAGUGAAAGUUUCCUGACAGUCAAAGGAGCUGCUCUCUUCCUGCCUCGAGGAAAUGGCUCCUCUCCAACUUCAGCCUCUCGCUUCUCGCAGCUACGGAGUAAACAUGCAGGAGACAUCCAGCAGCAUCUACAGACCAUGUUCACUCUCCUCAGACCAGAGGACAACAUCAAGCUGGCGGUUCGUUUGGAGAGCGCCAGCACUCAGGCCACACGCUACAUGGUGGUGGCCUCAACCAUCGGACGCCAGGACACAGAGGAGAGCGUGGUGCUUGGCAUGGAUUUUAGUCCCGUAGACAGCUCAUGUUCAGUUGGUUUGGUUUUGCCCUUAUGGAGUGACACCUUAAUACACCUGGAUGGAGAUGGCGGAUUCAGCGUAUCAACCGAUAACAGAGUGCACGUAUUCAAGCCUGUUUCUGUGCAAGCCAUGUGGUCGGCUCUGCAGUCGCUCCACAAAGCCUGCGAAGUGGCUCGUUGCCACAACUACUUCCCAGGCAGCUUGUUCCUCACCUGGGUAAGCUAUUAUCAGAGCAGAGUGUCCUCCGACCAGACCCGCAUCAACGAAUGGAACGCCAUGCAGGACGUGCAGUCACACCGCGCCGACUCACCCGUCCUUUUCUCCGAUAUCCCCACAGAGAGAGAGCUUACAGAGCGACAGAUAAAAACCAGCUUGAGGGAAAUCAUGAUGCAGAAAGAUCUUGAGAAUGUCACCUGUAAAGAAAUACGAACAGAGCUGGAAAUGCACAUGACGUGCAACCUGCGAGAGUUCAAGGAGUUCAUCGACAAAGAGAUGAUUGUUAUUCUUGGCCAGAUGGACAGUCCUUCAGAGAUCUUUGACCACGUCUUCUUGGGAUCUGAGUGGAAUGCAUCUAAUUUGGAGGAGCUGCAGAAGAGCGGCGUUCAGUACAUCCUGAAUGUAACCAGGGAGAUCGAUAAUUUCUUCCCCGGCGUGUUUGAGUACCACAACAUCCGCGUCUACGACGAGGAAGCCACCGACCUGCUGGCUUAUUGGAAUGACACCUAUAAGUUCAUAUCUAGAGCAAAGAAAUCUGGCUCAAAGUGCCUGGUCCACUGUAAAAUGGGAAUAAGCCGCUCUGCAGCCACGGUGAUCGCGUACGCCAUGAAGGAGUACGGCUGGGAUUUGAAAAUCGCCUUCAAUCACGUCAAGGAGCGUCGGACUGUGACCAAACCCAACCCUUCCUUUAUGAGGCAGCUGGAGGAGUACCAGGGCAUACUGCUAGCCAGCAAGCAAAGGCACAACAAAUUGUGGCGUUCUCACUCCGAUAGCGAUCUGUCUGAGCACCACGAGCCCCUGUCCAAGUCCCUCGCCCAACCCAACAGUCUGGGUCGCUCCGACCCCCAUAACCAGGCAAGCAGCAUGUCGGGCUCCUCUGUGAGAGAUCUGCUGGAAUCUCUGGGAACUUCACCGAGCACUGGAAAACCAACACACUCCACGAGCCAGCCUGAUACCGGCACCCGCUACUUUGACGACGAGCCGUCGUUAUCAGGCGGCGCUAAAGCUCAAAGCCCGGAGGGAGCCUCUCUGGCUGAUAAAGCCUCCGACAGGCAGCUACCCCCCCACCAUCCCGACUCCACAGCUGGCUCUGUGGUAUCUCCCAGCCUCUCCAAUGGUCUGUGUGACUCGGAGAAGCAGCCAGCAUUCUCCCGGCCACGGGCGGCUACUGUGGUCCCUGAGAUUGAGAGGACAGACGCGGUAACUGUUGCACAAAGCGUUUUGGUGAGCCAGCCUCACCCACCUCCCUCUGUUCUCCACCUCCCCCCCUCUCCUGCUCCAUCGUCUACGAAUGAAGCCGUCAAACCUCAGGUUUCCUCCCCUACCCUCCCGGUCCCGGUGCCUGAACCCUUGACGCCGCCAAACGCACAACAGCCGGGAUCCCACUGUUUAUCGGCACCAGUGCUCAUUAAAAAAACGGACGAUCAUCAGACGUGCGGCUCAGAUCCUCCCUCCUCCAAUGACGCCAGUCCUCCCGGUGCUAUUCCACAGGACAAUGUGCUGCUGUUCGGCCAUAGUGCAGAUCACAUCAACUUUUUUAGUGCCAGGGAAAAAUUCAAGGGAAUGAGUCACGAUGGUAAAACUGCCGUGCAGCAGUCUCCCCUGCUGAAGAGCUGUGGUAAAGAUCAUCUGCCGCUGGCCCAGGAGGGCGUAAACAGUGAGGGGCAGGAGGAGGAGAACACAAAGGAAACCCAUGCUCCUGUGCAGGUCGCAGGAGUAAAACCCACAGAGACCCUCGCCCGACCAGAACCACAAAGCUCCCACGACCAAGCAGGGAUGAGGUCGAAGGAGGAAACGGAGAAUCUAGACACUGUCCCUCAGAAGGAGGCCAAGAGUGUAAAAGAGGAAUCAAGAGACAAAGAGGACGAGGAGGCCGCCCCCGCCCGUCUCUACAGCGACUGGACGAGGGGGUCCGUGCGGCGAGUUACGCAACAGCUAGAGCAACGGAUGAAACAAGAACACGAGACGCCGUUAGCCUCGUCCUCUUCACUCUCGCUCGCUGGGAACGCCUCCUGCUCUCAGCCCCGCCCAAGCAGCUUCCACUCCACGACGGCGUCCGGGUCACAGGAUGCAGGGGUCCGCACUCUGGAGGAAGAGCGGGAGGGCCGGGGGGGUGGCAUGUUUAGUCCAGCCGGCAGGGAGAACGCACUGGGGGUCCUGGGGAAUAUCGACAAAAGCACAAAAGGACACAAACUCCAGCCUGCUGAAGCCAGAUUGCUCUCUACCUCUUCUCCUUUCCAGCACUCUGUGCCGUCUCCCUUUGCCUCCGUGAACUUCCUGUGUCUGGAAGGUGUGACGGAGCUCGAGUCGUGCGUAGACUGGGACUGUUUCACAGAGGGACCGCAUGCCGACAUCGCCACGAGGGCGACGUGGGAGACGCUGUGCGAGCUGGGUGCCUUCCUGCAGCAGGUCGGCUCGGGUGGAGCGUGCACGAGCCCGGUCUCGGGGAGUGCUCCGAAGCAAGGCAGCGGUAUCCAGAAGAGGUUUAGAGAGGUGGAAGCCAGGAUCCGCCAGGCGGGCUUGACCCCUCCGUCUCUGAUGAAGCGCUCGGCAUCGCUGGCCAAACUGGGCUGCCUGGAGCUCCUCGCCAACGAACUGAGCGAGCUGGAGCGCAGCUGCUCCGCCGCCGCGGCCGCACCCUCUUCUCCAGCUCUCCUCCAGCCAGCUAGCGACGAAUCUAAGAAGCAGCGGGUGCACAGCUCUCCCUCCUCCAGCAGCAAAGAGCCGGAGGCCCCGAACGUCACGGCUACGAGCCUCUCUGCUGCCGGAGAAAGCCCGCCGGCUUCAGAUCGGAGCCCGCCGAAGGAAAAACUUCCAAACGCCGAGCAAGACGCCGCCGAUUCGCCCGGGCCGACGCUUCUGACAAACAGGCAGCAGUACGGAAAGACUCACCCACUGAGGCAGCUUCAGAAAAGAACCGUUAGCACCCCGUACCACACAAUGUGACCCUCGCUCCGCGUGUAUGUGUAUGUGUGCGUGCACCUCUUUAAGUGGAAAUCAAGUGUAAAUGUUAGUUAUUCAGCAAACCGAUGCCUCUUGCCUUAAAGGAUUCUUUUUAGUCGUUGUUUUUAUACGUUUUUUUCCCCCCACAGAUCCACCAAGAACCCCUGAAAUCUUUGAUAUCAAGCUCAUCUUAAAAGCAAAUGACAAGGCUAUGAAGGUUCCAGUCUGGUGAACUCAGUCAAAAAAUGAAAUAAAACAAACAUAGUGUAAUCCAGACACCGUCUCGUUCCUGAGCCUGUACAUGCUCCCCCGUGCCAAUCCUCGCUGCUUUUCUUGAUCUCUCUCACACGUGUAUCACCAGAAGCUGGAAUAUUGCCUCUGUCAUUCCUGCCUCUUGCUAAUGUUCCUCAGUCCCAUGUUUUCUGGAGAGACGACGGCGCCGCUGAUCCGUUGCAGUUUUAUUCAUUUUCAUCUGAUUGCUGCCAAUAUUUUUUUAAUGUCAAAAUCAGGCAGAAGUUGUAACCCCCCAACCGUCUCUUCAACGCAGAUCAAAAAGGUGUUCCUAACGCUGCUUCAGCAGGAAGUGGAGACCCAAUUAUUAUUAUUUUUUCUUGAUUUCGAUACGGAAAGAGUGGAAGAAGGUUUCUCCUUUUUUAAUUUUUUAUUUUCAGUAACACAAUACCUCAAACUAGUCCGAGCUGCGCAGACAUCAGGGUCUGGUUUUCUGGAAUGUCAUCCUCAGUCUGAAACAAUUUCACCUACACUUGAUAAACUGGAAAGAAAAAAAAAAAAAGUGUGUCUUUCAUUGUCCUCACAGUUCUGAAGCCACUCAGAGCAGAUUCCUCAUGGAUGUUCACCUGUGAUGGUAAAAAGGGGAGCUUUGUGGGGGGGCUUGGAGUGUAAUGGCAGAGUUUAUAUUUAUGAAUUUCCUGCUGUGAUCUCUUUUGGAUGUACGUCUAUAUUCUGAGUGUUUUAGAAACUGUAUGUUUUUUUUUUUUUUUUACAUCUGGCUUGUGUCAGUGACUGAGUUAGUUUUAUUUUGAACGGAUCUCUUUUGUACAGCUUUUAGGAGUGUGCCUGUGACUGGCAAGGGAAACUACUCUGCAAUCAGAAAUAUCUGUACAGGGACGUCUGUCAUACAUGCACUUUACUCCCUUUUGUUUUUUAAUAUUACUUUUAAUUGGGACUUUCUCUUUACGUGGGUUUGCUACUUUUGGGGAGCAUGCUUAGGCUGUAGUAGGUGUCGGGUAUGUGUGCGUGCGCGUGUGCGUUUUAAUGUCGAAUACGUUUUAGAUUUUAUUUGAAUCUGUCAAUGUAAAUAUUUUAUAUUAUGUGCUUCAACUGUGACCAUUAAAAAAUGGAGAUUAUUAAAA
Messenger RNA from Fundulus heteroclitus (mummichog), 5348 nucleotides. RefSeq names its product slingshot protein phosphatase 2b. Gene Ontology annotation, biological process: negative regulation of actin filament polymerization; actin cytoskeleton organization; protein dephosphorylation. Gene Ontology annotation, cellular component: cytoplasm. Lineage: Eukaryota; Metazoa; Chordata; Actinopteri; Cyprinodontiformes; Fundulidae. Gene Ontology annotation, molecular function: protein tyrosine/serine/threonine phosphatase activity; actin binding. The coding region runs from base 412 to 3978 and encodes 1188 amino acids. The record is from RefSeq and is a predicted model, not a curated record. The transcript has 15 exons.